UUAUCAGUUCUUAUAAAGCAUGACCAUAUUCUACUUCACUUAGUCUUACCUGAUACCUAAACUUAAACACUAAUUCAUAAACAGUGAAUUAGCAGUUUAUUGAGGCAAAAGUUGCCCCAAAAGUGAUGCCCAUUUUUGUAAUGUUUAUUUACAAUCAUUUGUAAUAGGCCUUUGUGCUUGUUUUAAAUAAUAUCUGAUGUAUGAUACUAUGUGUUACAAACAGAGGACGUCGGAGACACAGGUAAGGUUUAUGAUGUUUUAUUGAGACAACCAGAGCAGUGAGCAGGUGAGUGAAGCCAGAUACAGUUUGUGAUGAUCGAUGACAGAGAUAGUGAUACUUGGUUUCUUCUAGGAGACGUUGGUGGCGGAUGGUCCUUGGAGCUGAAGACACACAGAGACACUCACGGAAGACAGGAGAACACGGAGGAUCUAGGAAGCACACUGGAGACAGUGCUGCUGAUGGGGGUGGUGAUGAAUAUCAGGUGUGCGUGAUCAGAACUCUGGUGAAGGAGUACGUUGUGAUUGGCUGAUCCUCAAAAAUCUUCCUGCCAGUAUAAAAGAUGUUUGCUAAAGCCACUAAGAACGUGCUCUCUGAGAUCGACACUGAAGGUUCCCUGAUCCCAAUGUCCCGUCUGAAUGACUCGGACGGUCUGAUUCCUCUGUCCCUGGUCAUCAAGCGUAACCGCUACUGGUUUUGGCAGCGGCCCAAGUACCUGCCAUCAGACUUCAAAUUAAAUGAUGUUCUUGUUGGAGAUCCGAUAAAUCCAGUUGUGGUUGAAACAGACUUUUUGACCUAUAAUGGCAAAGUUGUGGAUAACAAAAGUGGAAGUGCUGCAGCAGAAAUUGGGCCGGGGAGUUUUAAUGUAGGGGGGUCUGGCUCCAGCAAACUUCAGUCAUCGUUUGGAAACCUAAAGAAACAGGAGGUGGAUGUCCAGAAGCUCUUACAGGAUUCCAAAUCUAGGGUUCUGGACCUGCAGCACUCUCUGAUCCAGCAGACACGGGAGACGCAGAGGGAGGUGUUGGCGAUAGUGAAGGAACGAAUCUUUACCACUCAGCCCUGCACUGUCACUGAGGAGGUUCAGGAAGGAGGUACCUGCACUGGAAUGUUGGGCUUCAAUAAGACAAUAAAGGUUUCAGUCAAUGACAAAGUAAAGCCUUUUAUUGAGUAUGACACAAAUGUGUCUAUCAACAUCCCCCCCAAAACCACUAUUGCUUACAGCGUGAUUGAACUAGAUGUUGCGCACACUGGACAAUAUGGAUUGUGUCUGCUGCCAAAUAUAAAAGGCGGUUUUGAACUUGACGGGCCAGUGAAGUUGAAGCAAGCUAACUCACUUAGUGCUGCACCAGGGAAAACAACCAUCAAACUGCAGAAAGAUCUUGAAGGAUUCCAAGGGCAGUUUAUGGUUCUCUCUAAACUCCCAUCCAACACGCGCCGCUCAUUAUUUCAGCAGAUCUCUCUGCUCCUGCAGAACAGUGUAGCCAUCAGCUUGCUGGAGGACGCACUAGAGGACCUGUGUAAUGGGAUGCAGCCUGAUCCCAGUGCGUUAGAUGAGGUUCCUGCUCUGAAGGCCACACUGGAGCUUGUACAGAAGGCUGCUGGUUCAAACUCCACUGGACAGCAGAUGAAACCCAGCGCUCUUACUGCCACCUACCUGCUCUUCAGCUCCUUAGAUGAGAUGACUGACUCUGCCCUGUUUGAGCUCAAAUCUUGCUGCAGUUAUGCAACCCUGCAAGCUCUGCUCCAUCUUGUGCAAAAUUUGGCUUCAAAUAAGAAGUCCUCUUCGAAAGAUGCUGCUCUGGCUGUGUUAGCGGAUGAGAAGGGUUUCAAGAAGAUUACAGCACUCUUUGCUUCUUGUAACAUGACCUUGCUUAAGGAGAAGGAUUCACUUGUUACAAAAAUCAGCAACUCACAGGAUCGCCUCCCCCUCAUGCUAUGCAUUGCAAUCAAAGGUUUGGCAUCUCUAGCACCCCCUGUCUGACUGGAGUAAAAAACAAAAAUCAAACCAAAAAAAAAAAAAAACCUGGCACAAGCUAUUAACUUAGAAGGACCAAAGGGCAUUAAAGCCUGCAAGUGGAUGAACUGGGGCCCGUUUCAAUAAGGAGGUUCAACCAAAACUUGAACUCUGAGUUGACUUACCCUGAGAUGGGAAACUCUGAGUUUUCUGUUUCAGAACAGCUGAAUUGAGUUAGUUCAGUCGACUCUAAGUACACUGACUCUGAGUUAAGCGCGUGCACCACGACUAUGAAAGCCAUGAUCAAUGGAGCUCCGAUAUUACGAUUCACCAUGGCAACAGCACCCAACAAAGAGACAAUACAAGUUUAAUUUUUAUCGUUGUUAUAAUAUCAGAGGUGAAAACUGGCAGAACGGUAAGUUAUUGAACUACUAUUCAUUUUCAUGGUAUCCCACAUGCAAAAAAAAAAAAAAGAAGAAAAUAAUAAUUUUGCAAAUUAUGUUCUAUUUACCACGUAGGCUAAAAGUAGCAGUUCUUUGCAAUAAGUGUAAAUAGUAAUUAGAUGCUAUUUUAAAUUUUUAUACUGGCAGAUACAUACUAUUUGCACUUCAGUAUUGUUGUACAUUAACAUUAUGCAAUAAUAACUGAGUGUAAAUGAUUUUAUCAUUAUUGAACACUCGUUCGGCAAUUUACUUCAACUUGUAGAACAUUUUCUUAACUUUUAUUGAAAAUAAAUGCCUUUCUGAUGUGAAAGGAAAAGGGAGAAGAGCGAGCUCGGCAAAAGGCGGAUUUGAACCCGGUCAGCCGCAUCAUAAGUUAUAUCUCCGCGCCCAACGUGUUACUGCCUACACCACUGAAGCCGUUAAUUAACCUUGUGUGACAUUGGUGGGCGGAGCUACAGUGAAUUCGCACUUAGUAGUAGACACUGCAGGAAACAAGACUAAAUAUAUCAUUUUCUUAUAUAGAAAAUCCAUCUUGAUUUGAUAAUUUUUAGAUAUUUGUACUUGAAAAGACAAAAAAUACUCGGUAAGAAAAGCAUUUUUGCAGAGUGAAUGAAUGAAUGAGGUAUUUAAACAUCACUUGCACUUUAAAAAGGGGGAGGAGUCCGAAAAAAAACUCUGGGUUUACCGAAGAAAACCUGCUCGCGACCAGGUUAGGUUCGCAGAGUAAGUUACCAUGGUAACUGACUCUGAGUAUAAGUUACUUCUCUUUCAGAAACGGGUUUGACAUACCUCCCAUUUCAGGUAUGUAGUUUCCCUCAUUUCAGGGUUAACAUACUCAGAGUUUUCACUUAACCUCCUUUCUGAAACAGGCCCCGGCUCUCUGGGAUGACAAAUAAUAAUAAUAAUGGAUUCUUAAGUGGCCUUUCAGCGGUUUUGUGGAUGACAUAGCAAAAACAGCAAUCAUUUUGAAAUUGUCUUUUUGUAAAUUGACCAUUUGUAAUUUCAUUUGUUUGAAUAUUUGUUGUUUUUUAAAGUACUUCUGUAAUAUCAAAUCUUUUAAAGUGGAUAGCCAAUACUGUGAAAUAAUGUACAAUAAAUUCAUGUAUUUGGGCCA
Molecule: messenger RNA, 3509 nt
Organism: Ctenopharyngodon idella (grass carp)
Lineage: Eukaryota; Metazoa; Chordata; Actinopteri; Cypriniformes; Xenocyprididae
Gene: gsdmeb
Product: gasdermin Eb
Exons: 11
Coding region: 561-1979 (472 amino acids)
Biological process (GO): programmed cell death
Cellular component (GO): cytoplasm
Source: RefSeq, a predicted model, not a curated record